UGCGGUAGCGCUGCCCAACUACAGCGGCUCCAAGGCUGCCAUGCAUGGCUUCAUCCUCGCACUCAGAUCCCAGCUCAAGGACGCGUCUUCAAAGGUCAAGAUUGUAGAAGUUUACCCGCCUGCGGUGCAGACGGAGCUGCAUGAUGCCAAGAAUCAGCCCGACUUGAAGAACGGCCAUGCUAUUGGCAUGCCGGUGGACGAAUUCGCCAAUGAGGUCUACCAGAGAUGGGUCAAUGGAGAGGAUCAGAUCCCGGUUGGAACCGCUAAGCCCAUGUUUGAUGCAUUCGAGAACAAGAGACAGGACUACUAUGAGAGCUUUAACGCCGAGAUGGACAGGGUGCUGGUGUACUUUACAGUUUAAAUAUUGAUUCUUGAGUCUAAAGGUCUUUGGAAAAGUACGAUGAACAUAUCAAACGUCAAUUUAAUGAUUAAAAAUGCUUCAUGAUUCUUUGCGAACUCAGGAAAAAGCAG
Molecule: messenger RNA, 471 nt
Organism: Colletotrichum phormii
Lineage: Eukaryota; Fungi; Ascomycota; Sordariomycetes; Glomerellales; Glomerellaceae
Exons: 1
Coding region: 41-361 (106 amino acids)
Source: RefSeq, a predicted model, not a curated record